This is a messenger RNA of Odontomachus brunneus, 759 nucleotides long. It is a transcript of the gene ND-B17.2, whose product is annotated as NADH dehydrogenase [ubiquinone] 1 alpha subcomplex subunit 12. The record is from RefSeq and is a predicted model, not a curated record. The coding region runs from base 225 to 626 and encodes 133 amino acids. The transcript is spliced from 3 exons. Lineage: Eukaryota; Metazoa; Arthropoda; Insecta; Hymenoptera; Formicidae. Gene Ontology annotation, biological process: mitochondrial respiratory chain complex I assembly; response to oxidative stress. Gene Ontology annotation, cellular component: membrane.
GUAAUGGCGUAGAGCCACUCACAGGAAAAGUGUGCUUAGCCAAAUAUUGAAACUGAAACUGAAUAUAUUGCAGUUUAGCAGUGCAGCUACAAAGAACAGGCCGUAGCUGGAAAGCACCCAUCGUGUAGAGAUUUUCCUUAAUACCAACAUUAUCCCCUCCACUUUUCAGGAAAUUUUCGCCUAACCCUUUAUUCUAAUUUCACGCUUCAGUCGUGAAAACAAACAUGGACAAAAUUGCUAUAAUAUUUCGUACAAUACGUAAUCACGGUGGAAUAUGGAAUUCCUUGAAAACAUUAUACAGGGUGGAUGAAUUGAAGAGUGGUACUUUGAUUGGAGAAGAUAAAUAUGGGAAUCGAUACUAUGAGGAUAACAGACACUUUAUGGGUCGUAACAGAUGGGUUAUAUAUGCUGAUAGAGUUGGGAUGAAUUAUGAUGGUUCUCAAGUCCCACCAGAAUGGUUCGGCUGGCUGCACUAUAAAACAGAUUUGCCACCAUAUAAAGAUCCGUCUCGGCCAAAAUAUAAAUGGAUGAUGGAUCAUCAGCAGAAUAUGAGUGGCACAAAUCAAGCAUAUAUGCCCUACAGCACUACAAGACCAAAAAUUGAGUCUUGGCGUCCACCACAAUAAUAGUCUUUGUCCAAAUGGUAGUGCAACAUACAAAAUAAAAUGGUUUGUUUGUAAUUGUAACAAAAUAUUAUUCAAUGUAAAUAAUAUAAUGAUAUCAAUGUAAAGAAAUUACAUCUAUUUAAGAACACAAACA